This is a messenger RNA of Purpureocillium lilacinum, 2133 nucleotides long. RefSeq lists its product as uncharacterized. Gene Ontology annotation, molecular function: protein binding. NCBI's taxonomy places the organism in Eukaryota, Fungi, Ascomycota, Sordariomycetes, Hypocreales, Ophiocordycipitaceae. The record is from RefSeq and is a predicted model, not a curated record.
AUGGGCACCCCGACGCCGCGGAUUCGCCGCACGGCGCAAAACACCCAGUUCACCUAUAAUCUCUCGAGGCGAAUCAGCGAUGUGAAGACAUACCCGGUGCAAUCACCCCAGGGUGCCACCGUUCUCAUAUACGGCCAUGAGAACGGCGUCACGCUAGUAUGGCGAGGCGGCCGGCGCUUCAAGCCAGCGAAAAAAGAGGUCCCCGUUGAGAAGCCCAACGGCAAAGCGGACGACGCCGUCAUGAUCAUCGACUCGGACGAUGACGAGCUCCCCGCCAAGACACACGCGACGCCCAAGUUCGAGGACAAGCCCGAGUUCGAAGACGUCGCCGAGCAGACGCCGUACGCAGAGAUCAUACAAACGCUCGACCUGACGCUGGGCACGGCGGUGCUGAAUGUGGCCGUCAUGCCGAUGGCGCCAUGCACAUCCGAGGAGGCUGCAGCUGGAGACGCGCCCAUACUCGCCGAGAAGAUGGUGUUUGCGGUGUCGUGCAUCACAAGCGACGUGUAUGUGAUUUCGCUGCCGCUCACCCCGCCGUCGCCGGAGAGCAAGGCGCGGCCAGACCUGCGGACGGACCUCCUCUCCGGAAGGGCUGGAUCCGGGGCGUGGGGCGAGUCGCUUGUCCUUCUAGGUGGGCAGACGAGACACAGCGACGGACUGGCCAUGACGCUCCUCCGGCCCAAAUCUCCGGAGAGACGCGGGGCCGGCCGGGCUGUCGUUGCUGCGUGCUCUCGGCAGGCCUCGGGCACUUUGCACUUGUGGGACGUGUCUCUGGACGACAAAAACAAGCCAGACCGGGCAGUUGAACCUUUCCAGACAGAGUUCCUGCCGGAACCCCUGUCGGCCAUUUCUUUCAACCCUACGCGCAACACCCAACUCCUCACAGUAUCUCCACACCAAGCAGCCCGAAUCUACGACUUUGCUGUCUCGUCGCUCCCUCCGGACUCGGACGCCACGGGACCGUUUCCUUCGCAGGGCUCUUGGCUCCUGUCCCUUUACCAGCCAUUCGCGAGACCUUCGGCCGCGAGGAAGCCCAUCCUCGACGCAGCUUGGGUCUCCCACGGGCGCGCGGUGUUUGCUCUUUUGGCAGACGGCAUGUGGGGGAUCUGGGACGUCGACGGUGUCAGCCCCUCGUCUCCCUCGGCGGCCAUGGCGACGAGGCUCAAGUCUGGAGUUCGCGGUGCGGCCCUGACGGCCUUUAGCGUAUCGGGCUACGUCGAGGGCACGGGCGCGCUGCGCAGCGUCGCCGCACAGGCCAAGGAGAACCAGACUGGAGAAUUUGCGCCGAUGACCCCGCAUACGCGCCGUCAGGCGACUGCGUCUCUCAGUGCUGCAACGUCACUCGACCGCCUGUCGACCGUUCGUGGCGGCGUCAGCACCGUGGCUCUGCCCUCGACGGGGCGUACGGCACAAGACGAGAGCCUGGUGCUGUGGGUUGGCGGCUACGAGCACGUCUGUGUCAUUCCUGGCGUCUCCCGCUUCUGGGAGUCUCAGCUGCGCAGAGGCUCGGGCGGCGGCGUCAACCUGUUUAGCGGCGCGCAGCCGACGCGGAUGGUCAAGCUCCUCGAUCUGUCGACUGGACUCUUGGGCGAGAGGUGCUGCGGCGUGAGCCUCGUUGCGGACCCGUCCCGGAGCGGCGACCACGUCGACAGCGACGGCGGGUUGCCGGUGGAUGUACUCCUGCGCGGCGAGACGAGGAUUGUGAUUGUGGGACAGGGCGACGAUGGACCCGGAAAGAGGGUUGGCGGCGUCGUCGAUGCGCAGCGGAAGCGCCUGUUCUCCAAGGGGGAGCGGUCAGACGCCAUCAUCGUGCACGGACGGGACGGCAGGAAGCCGAGCUUCUCGUACAACCUCAGCACGUCCAAGCCUGGCACACUGAGACUGAAGGCGCUGAACGGCCAGGGCGACUUGGAAGCGUCCCCCGGGGCAGGCGACUCGCCGUCCGUGGCACCACGGCGCCGCGUUGGCUUCGACUUUAUGAACACCUUGGAGGACGCCGCGGAUGUCAGCGCAGACCUCAGCCGCGAUGUCGAGGCGGAGAUGCUGGACAUUAUGGAGAUUGACCAGGCGCUCGAGAGCAUGGAAGGCAGCCGCGGGAAUGCAAGGAAGCGCGUCUUUUUCGAGGAGGACUGA